UCAUGUUUGCCUAAUUGAGGUUUUUUUCAGCACAAAAAAUGGCAAGUGUUGAUGACAAUCUAAGUUCUCACCUUCAAAGUCUAAAUCUGAGUGAAAAAUCUGCUAUAGCUCUAGAAAAGGUGGAAGAGAACUACAUAUUAGAUGUUGCAGUACAAAAAAAACAAGGAGAUAGGAAACUGGUAGCUGCCACAAGUUCAAAUCAUGACAUUCGACUUUAUCAGCAUGCUGACUUGUCUGUGGUUGGUAAACUGACAGGCCACACCGAUGUCAUAACUGGGAUUCAGUUUGCAAACACAGAAGAUAAUGUCCUAUUUUCAUCUGCUUUGGAUAAAUGUAUCAAAUGCUGGGAUGAACGGUCAGGAAAAUGUGUCCAAAAUUAUGAAGCACCAGGAGAGAUCAAAGGAUUUAGCAGUUUUGAUAUCAACAGUAAUGACAGAGUGAUUGCUGCUGGAACAGAAUGUUUAACUACAGCUGAGGAUGUUCACAUUAUCUUCUGGGACAGAAGGAAAACAGAUGUAAUGGGCUCGUACAGUGAAAGUCAUCAGGAUGAUAUUACACAGGUCAAAUUUCACACUAAUCAGCCAGAUAAUCUGGCCACUGGGUCAACUGAUGGUCUAGUCUGCGUGUUUGACAUUUCUCAGACAUCAGAAGAUGAUGCCAUUUCAUGGACGUUCAAUGCAGAGUCAUCUGUGGCUAGAAUAGGAUGGACAGGAGAGAAACAAACUGAGAUAUACUGUAUCACACAUGACGACUGGCUUCAGGUCUGGGACUCUGUUGAAGGAGACGACAUCGUAGAAAGAAGAGAUAUGAGAGAAAAACUUCAGGGUACAGAGACAGUGGACUACAUGGUGGAUUGCUUAUACACAGACAAGUUGUAUCUCGUGAUGGGCACUCACAGUGGCGACCUUAAAAUUAUGACUAAAGACGAUCCAGUCAACGUCGUCAAAAGUCUUAAAGGAGGCCACAAAGCAACCGUGCGAUGUUUGCACUGGGAUGAUGCGACCCACACGUUGGUGACGGGAGGGGAGGACUCUUUAUUAUGUAAAUGGAGCGACUGUGUUCAGCAGAUGGCGCACAACAAAAAAGUCAAGUUAAAAAUGAAGAGCAAGGACUCAAAGAAAGCAAGACCCUAUUGAAAAUUGAGUGUUUUGAAUUUUUAAUGAAUAAACUGUUCAUAAACAUUUUUA
This is a messenger RNA of Saccostrea cuccullata (small rock oyster), 1187 nucleotides long. Its product is annotated as WD repeat-containing protein 89-like. The transcript has 13 exons. The coding region runs from base 39 to 1136 and encodes 365 amino acids. Lineage: Eukaryota; Metazoa; Mollusca; Bivalvia; Ostreida; Ostreidae. The record is from RefSeq and is a predicted model, not a curated record. Gene Ontology annotation, molecular function: protein binding.